Scatophagus argus is the source of this 1573-nucleotide messenger RNA. It is a transcript of the gene rabepk, whose product is annotated as Rab9 effector protein with kelch motifs. The transcript has 8 exons. Gene Ontology annotation, molecular function: protein binding. The coding region runs from base 206 to 1261 and encodes 351 amino acids. The record is from RefSeq and is a predicted model, not a curated record. Lineage: Eukaryota; Metazoa; Chordata; Actinopteri; Scatophagidae.
AGGAAGCUCCUCACAUGGUUAUUUGAGUUAGCAAGUAACGUUAACGUCAGCGGCUUAAUGUGUGUUACCAACCCAGUCUCGAAAUGGUGUUAGCGCUGUAUUUCGCAGAUGAAAUUUAACACUGUGUUUUACAAGCAACCUUUUACAAGAAAAAUUGUGAAGCACCUAAAUAUUUUGGUUGUUCGAUUGUAGCUAAAUAUCACUCAUGGAGUUUCUCCCAGUACUUGACCCUCUAGAUAAACCCAAAGAAGGAGUAUGGUAUUCUCUCAUACCCAGAGGAAGUGCUCCAGGUGUUAGUGUGGGCCACACCUGCACAUUUGUUCCAUCAGGAGAUGGAGGAAAAGGAAGAAUCCUCAUUGUUGGAGGAGCUAACCCCAGCGGCAGCUUCUCACAUUCUUAUACCAUUAAUUUAGAUAAUCAUGAAUGGGACAUCCCAGAGUGGGAGGGUUUGGACUCGCGGUAUGAACACUGCAGCUUUGUGCCGGAGGGCUGCCCUCAGAGCCUAUGGGUGUUUGGAGGAGCCCAGCAGAGCGGCAAUCGCAAUUGUAUCCAGAAUUUACAGCUAACAGAGAGCUGCUCUCACUGGAAGAAUGUAGUGGUGAAUGGCAAACCCCCCAGUCCCAGGACAUACCACACCAACUCAGCCUGCCUUGGGGACAGGUUGUAUAUAUUCUCUGGUGGGGAAGCAGGAGCUGCACCUGUCUCAGACCCCAAGCUUCAUGUCUUUGAUGCAGCCACUUCCACUUGGUCUCAACCAGAAACACAGGGAAGACAUCCACCGGCCAGACAUGGCCAUAUUAUCGUAGCAGUGGGCUCAAAGAUCUACAUUCAUGGAGGCAUGGCUGGAGACAAAUUCCACAAGGAUAUGUACUCGCUUGACUCGAGGAGCAUGACAUGGGAAAAAGUGCAGACCAAAGGAGACAUCCCACCAGGAGUAGCAUCCCACUCAGCUGUGACGCUGGGCAAGAACAUGUACAUUUUUGGGGGCAUGACUGCAGAUGGCGCAAGCAACUCCAUGUACAGAUUCAAUACAGAUAAAUGUAGAUGGGUCCUCUUGAAGUUUGAAGGCGAUAUGCCACCCAACCGCCUGGACCACUCCAUGUGUUUAUUGCCGUGGAAGGUGUGUGGUGAAGGGAAUGGAGGCGGGGAGAAAGCCAGCAACCCAGCAGGAUCAGAGACAAUAAAUCUGGCCUUUGUGUUUGGAGGGAUGGACACCCAGGGUGUCAUUCAUAAUGACUGUAUUGUGACUGUGGUGGCAUGAUGUGACAUGAUUUCAUUUACCAGCUUUGUAAUAAACUGUUUGUAAUUACUUGCAUUUUUUAAAUUAGAAACCUGACAAGUAGAGGUCUUUUCUGUAUUAGGAUAAUGAAAUUGAUAGUUUAGCAAAUUCACUGGAAAACUGAGGCACUGGUGGUAAGAGAGAGCUAAAAUGUUUAUAAUUUGAAGCAGUAAAACUCCAAACAAACACAGUAAGAGGCAAUCAAGUGACAUUUUGUAUCAAACAUUUAUUUCAAUGUCUUUCCAGAAGUACAAUGACCAGAUUCAAUAAAUAACUUUUAGCAUUGCCUGUGAA